AUGGGACAACUACUGGAUCAUUUGCAGCCGGUGGUCUUCACCUUGCUGGAGUGCGGACUCGCGGAAGUAUUUGAACAGUUCGUGGGUUCCAACCAUGUGGACCUGAUGUCCACAUCAAUCCAGCCCAUAAGCAAGGCUUUGCUCUCCAUGCAACUAUCCCUGCAAAAGGUCCGGCUGGGAGUUGCUGCGGGAGAGGUCGUGAUGAAGGAAGAGAAUGCGCGCCUCAAGGAUGCGGCUCUUCGCACGGUGGAUUUUCAAAAGAACGAACUCGAGAAGCACGGGGAGGAGAUAAAGGAGCUCCAGAGGACUAUAGCCAGGCUCUCUAGGGAGGUCGACGAGAAAGACCAGGAGCUCAAAACGACCUCUCAGCGGGCCUUACGAGUAGAGCAGGAGAGGAAGGCCUCAGAGAAGCAAAAGCAGGCUCUCAAGGCCGAACUCCAAGCAAGUCAGGGAAGAGUUACUUCACUGAUUGAAGAGAUGAAGAGCCAAGCAGCGGAGAUCGAGGCAAAGGCCACUGAAUGGGCGAUUCAGUCCAUCUAUGCCUUGCGGCCAAAGAAUCCGGAGAUUGAUAUGUCCGACCUCCCAGAGGAUUGGCGGGAAACUCUCAUAUCCAUGGCACGGCUCGAUGAUGAGGAAGCAGUGGAGGCCGCCCGAGGAUAUGAUCAGGGAGAGGUUUCAAAAUAUGCCCCGAAGAAGCCCACUGCUGACCAGGCGAAUGGCGACCAGCCUUGA
Messenger RNA from Pistacia vera, 732 nucleotides. RefSeq names its product dynactin subunit 1-like. The coding region runs from base 1 to 732 and encodes 243 amino acids. The transcript has 3 exons. Lineage: Eukaryota; Viridiplantae; Streptophyta; Magnoliopsida; Sapindales; Anacardiaceae. The record is from RefSeq and is a predicted model, not a curated record.